Molecule: messenger RNA, 621 nt
Organism: Merops nubicus (carmine bee-eater)
Lineage: Eukaryota; Metazoa; Chordata; Aves; Coraciiformes; Meropidae
Product: A-kinase anchor protein 8-like
Exons: 6
Cellular component (GO): nuclear matrix; nucleus
Molecular function (GO): protein kinase A regulatory subunit binding; DNA binding
Source: RefSeq, a predicted model, not a curated record
GAAGGGGAGGAUGAGGAAGGAAGAGAUUCAGAGAAAGGUGCUCUCACCAUCCAGGAGGAGAUCAGUCAAAUCAAGCGCAAGCUGCAGGCAGGCAAGAAAACCCAAGAGAGGCAAAAGAAACGGCACCGGGAUCGCAUGGUGGAGAGGAUCCAGUUUGUGUGCUCCUUGUGUAAAUAUCGGACCUUCUACGAGGAUGAGAUGAGCAGUCACCUGGAGAGCAAGUUCCACAAGGAGCACUUCAAGUUUGUGGGCACCAAGUUACCCCAACAAACGGCCGAUUUCCUGCAGGAAUAUGUUGCCAAUAAAACCAGGAAAACUGAGGAGAGGCGGAAGGCGAUCGAGGACAUCAACGCAGUGAUCCAGCAGAUCUACAGGGACCAAGAUCUCACACAAGACGUUGGCAUGGAGCAUUUCAUCAAGAAGGUGGAGGCUGCUCACUGUGCUGCCUGUGACCUCUUCAUCCCCAUGCAGUAUGGCAUCAUCCAGAAGCACCUCAAGUCCCUCGACCACAACCACAACCGCCGGGCGAUGAUGGAGCAGUCCAAGAAGUCGUCGCUGGUGGUGGCCAGGAGCAUUCUCAACAACAAGCUGAUCAGUAAGAAGCUGGAGAGGUACCUGAAG